AUGGCUGAUUCUGAUAAUUUUUUCACACUAGAAUCCAACAGAGAAAUCUCCCCAAUAGAAGCUUAUGAAGAUAUCCCAUUAAGAGAGCCUCUUUUAGAGGUUUUAGAUGAGGAAGAAAUAAGAGAGCGUCCUCUUCCGCUUCACAAGCAUUGCUUGCGUACAUUUCUUGAAGAGCGCAGAAUUAUUUUAUUUUCUCCUCCUGCAACUGGGAAAGGCUCUCUUCUAGCUUUAGCUAUAUUUCAGCUCUUUGACUCUCGCCGUAGACUUCCGCAAGUGUUGAUUCUUGAGUCAAGAAAGUAUUUAGUUAGUGAAAUGUACAGAACUCUACAAAAAUGAGGAAAGCACUUUACUCCUUCUAUAUUGCAAACUACAGGAGAAUCCAAUUUUGCGGUAGACUUAAAUACAGCAAAAACUGCACAAAUUAUUGUUGGGACAACCGGAAGAAUUUUGAGCAUGGUCAACAAAAGGCGUGAUUACUUCAAUAUGGUCGAAAUCGUCGUAAUAGACGCUGGAGGUGGUUUACAAAGAAAUAAUUCUUAUCAAGAAUCUCAAAGGAAAAGUCAAUAUGAUGAAGGUCCAACACCUAUAGAAGUCCUAAAAAGGCUCCAUGAAAAUGUCAGAACUUGGUGGAUUUCUUGCUAUAGAGAUCAAGAUUUUAUAGAAAAAAUUUGCCGCCAAACAAGGGAUCCUAUUAUAUUGAACACUGCUUUUACAGUUCCUGUGCCAGAAGGAAUGAUUCAUUAUAAGGUUAGUUAUAGGAAUCCUGACGAAAAGCUUCAAAAAUUAAAGACUUUACUAAAUAGAAGCCCAAGAGUGCAGAAGGUUAUUUAUUGUAGAAGUGAUGAGACAAUGAUGGAUUUGCAAAGUGAGCUUGAGGAAAAAUGGAGCACUUUUAUAUUGAUCCAUAGCAUGGAAAAUAAAAAUUUGGUGCAGCUCCUUCAAGAGUUCAAAAAUAAAGGAUUUUUAAUAUGCAUUUGUGCAUCAAAAAGAUAUAUAAUUAGGCAAAUUGAUACAUUAGAUCCUAUUGAAGUUUAUAAUUUCGAUAUGCCAAAAAAGCAUGAAAAAUAUAUCAAAAGAAUAAGAAGAAAUGGCUUUCUAAAGUGUGAUACAAUCUUUUCUUUUGUUUCUUCUGAAGAAGAUAGAGAAAUGGUAAGUGAAAUUGAAAACUCGUAUAGCUAUCGGAUAGAUGAGUUUGAGUCCAACCUUAAUUAG
Blepharisma stoltei is the source of this 1212-nucleotide messenger RNA. NCBI's taxonomy places the organism in Eukaryota, Ciliophora, Heterotrichea, Heterotrichida, Blepharismidae. The record is from the annotation of a GenBank genome assembly.